AUGCCACCUGAAGAUGGGAAAGAUGGAGAUGCCACUGAUAGUGGUGAGGAUAGAAGAGCAACAACAUGGAGAAAGGAGGAGCAAAUCCAGAUGAGAGCCGAGAAGAUAUGUAAUGAACUCUCUCCUCCUUCAAGCCUGCGAACUCUUUUCAUUAAACAAUUCCCGGGUCGACAAUUCCCAAACUGGAUGAUGUCGUCCUCCCUGGGCGAAUCACUCCCUAACCUGAAAUACUUGUUUCUUUUGGUGUUCCCAUCAUGCACAAAGCUCCCUCCUCUGGGCAUGCUGCCGCUGCUGAAAUCUCUUAAGAUCAUAGGAGCCAAAGCGGUCGUGACCAUUGGGCCUGAGUUUCUCGGCCACAGUUUCCCAGGAACUUGUGCAUUUCCCAAACUUGAGUAUUUGGAGAUCAACGGCAUGCCCAACUGGGAAGCAUGGUCACUAUGCGGGGUGGAGGAAGGUGGUCACAGAACACACCUGAAGCUGUUUCCCAAUCUAACGAAAUGUUGUCUCCUAGACUGUCCCAAACUGAGAGCUCUUCCGGAAGGCCUAUCCCACGCUACCAACUUGAAGGAAUUGCACAUUCGGAGAGCUCACAACUUGAGAGAAGUCACAAAGCUCCGCUUGAGUUACAAGAUGCUCGUCAGAGACAAUAAGAUGUUGAGCAGAAUAUCCAACGUUGCCAUGAAGUAUCUGAAGGUGAUGGAUUGCCCCAGUCUAGAGUACGUGGAUAAUCUCGACAAGCUGCAGCACCUGGUCUUGAUAUGUCCGGAACAUAUGGAUCAGCUUCCCCCGUGGUUAUCCCGCUUAAUUGAUCAACAGCGCCCUAAUUCUGCACAAUGUGGCUUCCGCAAACUUGAAGUGUACUGCAACACAGUGCUGCUAAGGAGCUGUCUCGAGGGCAACGAGCAUUGGAACAUCAUCCAACGGAUUCCAGAUGUCCGAAUUCGUAACUAUUUAAAGGAAGCAUACAUGCGAUACAUUAAGGAACCAUACAUGUAUGACACAAAUGUAUCUACAGAAUUAGUCUUCCUUGUAAGUCAUUUUCUUUGUUUUCUAUCCAAUAACUUAGCUAUAUAUAUAUAUAUAUAUAUAUAUAUAUAUAUAUCUGUUAGUCCUUAUGUUGACUUUCACCUUUUUCUUUGCAGGGUCAAUGAAAGGUCUUUGCGCCCACUUAUGCUUCCUUUAUAUAAUAUUUUGAGAAUAAAGGUAUUUGAUUAA
Messenger RNA from Musa acuminata AAA Group (dessert banana), 1215 nucleotides. Its product is annotated as disease resistance protein RGA2-like. The coding region runs from base 1 to 1215 and encodes 404 amino acids. NCBI's taxonomy places the organism in Eukaryota, Viridiplantae, Streptophyta, Magnoliopsida, Zingiberales, Musaceae. The record is from RefSeq and is a predicted model, not a curated record. The transcript has a single exon.